AUGAAAUCCUUCAUCAAGGUUUUCUUGCAGAAGAUAUUCAAAUGCGCACCGUUUGAGUCUUACGAGUUUAUACUUAAAGCAUUCGUUUUAUCCUCUUCUACACUUGAAACAAUUGUUGAAGACAAAUAUGGUUGUAGAGUAGUGCAGUUGGUUUUACAGCGAAGCUUUUGUCUGAUUGGCUCCUUUUGCAGCACUAAUCUGCUGUCAUUAUCACAAGAAAAACAUGCGUCUCAUGUUGUUGAGAAAGCAUUUCACAGUGCUCCGGAGCCAGUGCUUUCUACAAUGAUGCAUGAAGUAUUUGAGGGAUACGAAUGUGAUAGGGAUGGUAAUGACGCACUGAACGUCCUGAUGUUUGAUCAGUAUGGGAAUUAUGUUGUGCAAACGAUGAUUGAUGUGGCACUUGAAGUUAAGCAAGGGAUUCGGAAAGGCAAAGUUGAGUGGUAUAACCGUCUUGUGGAGAGAGUUAAUGUGCAGCAAACUCGGCUUUUAAAUUUCUCUUCUGGGAAGCGCAUUAUAAGCAAACUAGUGGAGGUCAAAUUUAAAGUCGUUAAGUUAUGA
Messenger RNA from Enterobius vermicularis (human pinworm), 558 nucleotides. The record is from the annotation of a GenBank genome assembly. NCBI's taxonomy places the organism in Eukaryota, Metazoa, Nematoda, Chromadorea, Rhabditida, Oxyuridae.